Messenger RNA from Helianthus annuus (common sunflower), 4414 nucleotides. RefSeq names its product histidine kinase 3. The transcript is spliced from 11 exons. Gene Ontology annotation, molecular function: phosphorelay sensor kinase activity. NCBI's taxonomy places the organism in Eukaryota, Viridiplantae, Streptophyta, Magnoliopsida, Asterales, Asteraceae. The coding region runs from base 853 to 3873 and encodes 1006 amino acids. The record is from RefSeq and is a predicted model, not a curated record. Gene Ontology annotation, biological process: phosphorylation; phosphorelay signal transduction system.
UUAUUUCUGCAUUCAUUGAUUACUCUCUCUCUCUCUCUCUCUCUCUCUCUCUCAAGAUCUCCACAGUCAAAACCCUCAAAUAAUUACUCAUCUUUGUUAGUUUUUACCUCAUAAUUAUACCAAUCUUGCACCCCCCACUUCAUUAAUUAGGGUUAAACCCUAUUUAAUCGUCUGGGUUUUCUUUAUUAUACCAUAAAGAUUCUUCCUUUUUGUUGAUAAUUGAUUCCCCCAUCUGGGUUUAGUUCAUUACUUGAAUCUUGAUUCUCACACACUCACUGUGUGUUUGUGUUCUUGUCAAUUAUACAAAUCUAGCACACACAACCCCCCCCCCCCCCCCCCCCCACUUCAUUAAUUAGGGUUAAACCCUAUUUAAUCAUCUGGGUUUUCUUUAUUAUACCAUAAAGAUUCUUCCUUUUUGUUGUUAACUGAUUCCUCCAUCUGGGUCUAGUUCAUUACUUGAAUCUUGAUUCUCACACACUCACUGUGUGUUUGUGUUUGUGUUCUUGUCAAUUAUACAAAUCUAGCAUCCCCCCCCCCCCCCCCCACUUCAUUAAUUAGGGUUAAACCCUAUUUAAUCAUCUGGGUUUUCUUUACUAAACCAUAAAGAUUCUUCCUUUUUGUUGUUAAUUGUUUCCUCCAUCUGGGUCUUGUUCAUUAGCUGAAUCUUGAUUCUCACACUUACUGUAUGUGUGUUCUUGUCAGUUUGUCAAAUUUCAGGGUUUUUAACUUUAAGUUUAGAAGUUGUUGGAUACUUGAUUAGACAGUUUACAAGGUGACAUAUAUACAUAUAUACAUAUAUACAUACAUACAUAUAUAUAUAUAUAUUUAUAUUUACAGUGUUUGGUUCUGUGGAUGAGUUUUAUUCAUGUGAUUGGAUUUGGGUUAAAAGUGGGACACUUUCUUUUGAUGCUAUGUUACUCACUUCUAACAGUGAUCUCAUUAAACUCAUUCAUUAAUGAUUCAUCAUCACAAAUGAAGGCAAAUAAAAGCAGGAAGAUUUGGAACAAGUUUGUUGAGAUCUUUUCAAGAAACACUUGCAAGAUCCACUAUUAUUACCAAUAUAUUGGGUCAGAUAAGUUCAGGAAAACAUGGUGGAAGAGGCUGUUGAUCUUGUGGAUUGCACUUGGAACAGUUCUUUCUUUAUGGAUCUUUUGGUAUUUGAGAUCUCAAGCUUUGGAAAAAAGGAAAGAAAUAUUGGAAAAUAUGUGUGAUGAAAGAGCUAGAAUGCUUCAAGAUCAGUUUAAUGUUAGUAUGAAUCAUGUUCAAGCUAUGUCCAUUUUGAUCUCAACUUUUCACCAUGGUAAAAUACCUUCUGCAAUUGAUCAGGACACAUUUGCAAAGUACACGGAAAGAACGGCUUUCGAGAGACCACUAACAAGUGGGGUGGCGUAUGCAGUAAGGGUACUUCAUUCCGAAAGAGAACAAUUCGAGAAACAACAAGGAUGGACCAUAAAGAAGAUGACCCCGGUUAAUAAAGACAAAUAUAACCCUGAAGACCUUGAACCGUCACCGAUUCAACCCGAAUAUGCCCCCGUUAUCUUCGCACAAGAUACUGUUGCUCAUGUGAUUUCUCUUGAUAUGAUGACGGGAAAGGAAGAUCGUGAAAACGUGUUGCGUGCAAGGGAAUUAGGAAAAGGGGUUCUUACGGCUCCUUUGGCGCUUAUAAAGUCAAACCGUCUUGGAGUUAUUUUGACUUUCGCGGUUUAUAAACGAGAUUUACCGUCUAAUGCGACUCCGGAGGAAAGAAUCGAAGCAACUGACGGGUACUUAGGUGGAGUGUUUGAUAUUGAAUCGUUGGUGGAGAAGUUACUUCAACAACUUGCUAGCAAGCAAACCAUUUAUGUGAAUGUUUAUGAUACGACUAAUACAUCGGAGCCUAUUAGUAUGUAUGGUACGGAUGCGUUGGACACUGGUUUGGAACAUGUUAGUCCUCUUAACUUUGGUGACCCGUCAAGAAAGCAUGAGAUGCGUUGCAGAUUUACGCAAAAACAACCGUGGCAAAUCUUGGCAAUAUCAACUUCUUUUGGUAUUUUUGUGAUCACUUUACUUGUUGGGCAAAUCUUUCAUGCAACUAUAAAUAGAAUAGAAAAAGUUGAAGAUGAUUAUCACGAGAUGUCGGAGUUAAAGAAACGCGCCGAGGCUGCUGAUGUGGCGAAAUCUGAGUUCCUCGCUACCGUUUCUCAUGAAAUUAGAACCCCAAUGAAUGGUGUUCUUGGGAUGCUGGAUAUGCUUAUGGACACUGUUCUUGAUGUAACGCAACAAGAUUACGUUAGAACAGCUCAAGCUAGUGGAAAAGCUCUUGUUUCAUUAAUAAACGCUGUUCUUGAUCAAGCUAAAAUCGAAUCUGGAAAACUUGAGCUCGAGGCUGUGCAAUUUGAUCUUCGGGAAAUUUUUGACGAUGUUUUGUCGUUAUUUUCUGGAAAAUCUCAAGAAAAAGGAAUUGAGUUGGCGGUUUACAUAUCUGCCAAGGUUCCGGAAACGUUAAUCGGUGAUCCAGGGCGAUUUCGUCAAAUUAUUACAAAUCUCAUGGGCAACUCGAUUAAGUUCACCGAGAAAGGGCACAUCUUUGUUACGGUGCACCUUCUUGAAGAAGUUAUGGAGUCAAUCGAUGUAGAAACCGAACCAUCUUCAAAAGACACGUUAAGUGGACUGCCCGUGGCCGAUAGAAACCGAAGCUGGGCGGGAUUCAGACGCGCCAGUAAAACCGAGGGUCCAUCUGAUUCCGUAACGUUAAUCAUAUCGGUUGAAGAUACAGGUGGUGGGAUCCCGCUAGACGCACAACCUAGAAUCUUUACACCGUUUAUGCAAGUGGGACCCUCGAUUUACCGUAUGCAUGGAGGAACCGGUAUCGGGUUAAGCAUUAGCAAAUGUUUGGUCAACUUAAUGAACGGUGAGAUCGGGUUCGAUAGCAUCCCGCAAAUCGGGUCGACUUUCACUUUCACAGCUGAGUUUUCUAACCCGAAUGAGCAACAAAUCAAUGGUCAGUCACAGUCAAAGUCAAAGUCAGAGUUUUGUAACAUGCAAGCGGUCGUUGUUGACCCGAGACCCGUACGAGCUGAGGUUUCAAAAUAUCACAUCCAACGGCUAGGAAUGCACGUGGAAAUCGUCUCAAGUUUGACGAACGUGUUAUCGAUGUUGACCAACGGAAGUCAAACCAUCCGCGUGGUGUUGAUCGAGGAGGAAGUUUGGAAUCAAGAUUUAAGUAAUUCGGCGGUGUUCACGUAUAAGUUAAAAAAUUUAGAUCACAAGAUUCCUCCAAAGUUGUUUCUUUUAACGAAUUCGAUUGGUGGAUCCCGCCAAAAGAACGGCAUAUCUUCGCCAACUGUCAUCACUAAACCGUUAAGGGUAAGCAUGUUGGCGGCUUCGUUACAACGCGCAAUGGGCGGUAACAAAAGCAAUGAUAGAAACGGAGAGAUACCGAAAUUAUCCUUAUCGAAAUUGUUAGCGGGGAGGAAAAUAUUAGUGGUCGAUGAUAAUAAUGUAAAUCUUCGGGUAGCUGCGGGUGCGCUAAAGAAAUACGGGGCGGAAGUGGUGUGUGCAGAAAACGGGCGAAAAGCUAUUUCGUUACUAACACCGCCUCACUUGUUUGAUGCUUGCUUUAUGGAUAUCCAAAUGCCGGAAAUGGACGGGUUUGAAGCAACAAGAACGAUCCGUAAGAUUGAAAACGAUGUCAAUAACGAUAUCCAAAAUGGGAGUUUACCAUUGCAAGAUUAUGCGAAUAUUUCAAAUUGGCAUGUACCGAUUUUGGCCAUGACCGCCGAUGUCAUCCAAGCUACACAUGAACAAUGUAUUAGAUCCGGAAUGGAUGGUUAUGUAUCUAAACCAUUUGAAGCUAAUCAACUUUAUCAAGAAGUUUCUCGGUUUUUCCUAUAGGUCAACUCAACCCCCUCGGCCCCACAAAAAUUAACCAAAUUGUGCGUGUUUUUAGACGUUUUGGAAACGGGGCCGUAACCUUCACAAGGGAAACUAGUUAUGGUGACGAUACAAUGUACAUACAAAGGUCAUUUGUUGGUGGAGAUAUGUUCAUUUUGUAGAGCGAGCUUAGAUACAGAAACCGAUUCAUUUGCCAUCAUGUAGUUUUGAUCUAUAUUUCCAAGCUGUCGGAAAAUGGAACGUGUUUGGACGUUGACUUUUUUGGUCAACUCUUGGACUUUCAUUUUCUUCAGGUUCUGCUGUUUAGUUGAUGCAACCCCACAAGGGGGCGAAAGAACGUGUUGUGGUAUAUAUAGUUUGUAACUCGAAAAAUAAAUAUGGUUAAAUGUACGUAGUAAUAGUAAUAGUAAUAGUAAUAUGUAUACGUAUGAAGUACGAUUUUCAGGAAGGUUGUUUUAGAUACCAGAAUUUGAUAGACUUUGGUAAAUUUGUGUGUAUAUAAUGAGUUCACUUUUGAGUUUUAAAUGUUUGGUUGUGAAUA